Messenger RNA from Kalmanozyma brasiliensis GHG001, 2418 nucleotides. RefSeq lists its product as uncharacterized. The record is from RefSeq and is a predicted model, not a curated record. The transcript has a single exon. Gene Ontology annotation, cellular component: nucleus; cytoplasm. NCBI's taxonomy places the organism in Eukaryota, Fungi, Basidiomycota, Ustilaginomycetes, Ustilaginales. The coding region runs from base 1 to 2418 and encodes 805 amino acids.
AUGUCGUCCAUGUCGAGCAUUCCGCACGAGGAGCUCCCCAUCCUUGAGGCGCUUAUCAACAUCCGAAACAGGCUCACAGCAUUGAAGAAGGACAGCUCCGAGUUCAUUCGAUCCCAGGAUGUCCAGCAGCUAUAUCAGCAAGUCAUCAAGCAGGUGACCAAGCUCAAUGCUGUACGAGACGAGCAGCAGGCCAACGCUCAGGACGCUGCCGCUGCCAGCUCUUCUUCGGACCAAGUCGAGCAAGCCGAUCAGACUGCGGCCGGCGGUUCCGACGACUCGCCCGUGCUUCAGCAGAACCGGGUCGAUACCACCCUUAACGACGUCUUCUCCCUGCUCAGUCUCUUCUUCCUCACCAUCGGGCGCAGUCGAGAAAGCCCAGCGACGUUUUCUCAACUCGGCUGUAUGAAGCAAUUGCUGGAUCAUCUGCAAGAGUCCGGCAUCUACACUGAGGCCGACCUUCAACCAUUUGGCGCACGUCUCUCCGAGCUCCGAGAGAUCAUUCGCAAGGACGGCGAAGGCGGACGUCAUCCUCCGCAGCUUACCAAGCUCAUGACGCGCAAACUCGAGGUGUGCGGGACGAUGCUCCGCAAGCUCGAGAGCACGCUCAAGGUGCUUUCCGUCGAGCUCGUGCCUAUCCAUCAGAAGAUCAUUUCCAUUCGUCGACAACUCGCCGCGGCAGCAGCCAAGCCCAAGCCGGCACGUGCGGAGAUCAAGCAGCUGCAGGAAGAGCUUCGAAAGAUUGAUGCGAAGCGUGUCGAUGGCAAGUUCUUGGGUCCAGGCGGUAGCUCGGUGCCAGCCGGUCAAGCCAUUCUCGUUGGUUUGCUGGAGGAGUGCUUCGAGAUCUGCCACGACAUGACGGUGCGCAACGACGAAGUCCCCAUGACGCUGCAGCCGAUCUACGACCGACUCGUCGAGAUCAAGUCGCAGCUCGAGCACCUCGUAUUGACGCAUCGAUGGACGCUGCGCGAGACCGACCUCUGGAACUACCAGGUGACGCUCAAGGAGAUCGAUCGAUUGCGAGUCAAUGGCAAGUUUGUCGAUUCCGAGGGCAAGCAGCCCGAAGGCCAGCUGGUGCUUCUGUACCUGCUGCGACGAUGUUACGGUCUCAUUUACCGACUGGUGGCGUCGUCCGAGCCCAUCUCGGAAGAGCUCAUGCCCAUCAGCAACAAGCUAUCCACCGUGUCCAAGUGCCUCAAGGAGGUGUCCAAGUACGGCGGUCCUUUCACCAUGCGCGAUUUGUACCCGUACCGAUUGGCACUGCACCAGAUCGACAACAUGCGGAGCAAGGUGCUCGACAAGGACGGCAACGACACGGGGGUGCGCAAGUGGCUCGGACGCGAUGGCAGUGUGCCAGAGGGCCAAGCGAUCCUGCGUGCUCAGUACGAGGAGGUAGAACAGACCAUUGAGGAGAUGCUCAAUCGCGAGGACGACGAUGAUGACGACGAGGAGGAGGAUGUCUGGGAUGGCGACACGGCAUCGAGCGCAAGUGUGUCGGGAUGCGAAUCUGCCGCGUCGGACAGCGAGGACGACGCGGAUGCGGGGGGUGCAUCGGCGGACAUGGUUCGACAGGCAUUGCUGGCACGGGGAGGACCGAUGAUCGGUAUGGCCUCGCCGGACCAGCCAGCGACGAGGCCUAACUCGGCGGCGCCUUCGCGACAUCCAAGCACGACGUCGAGCAUCGCAGGGCGUGAGAGUGGUGGAUUCGGCAGCGGAUUCCAAUCGAUGACGCCGCUUCCGACACCGACGACCACGACGCCCUCGGUUCCCAUGGGCGGUCACGGCAGCAUCUCCAGCUCGAGCGCUUCCACCUUGCGUGCUGUGCCCGUGCCCGAAGCGGCCGACGCUAUCGCGGCCGAGGCGCCAUACCCCGACAGUAUGGCCGUGCCGACCACCACAACUGCCUUUUCGGUCCCAAUGUCCGCCUCGCCCUCGACGGUCGCCAACUCUGAAGCGGACUCGACGGCAGCAUCUGUAGCCUCUUCCGCCGUGCUGGCUGGCGGCCCAUCGCCUACUGCCUCGCAGAUCCGCUCCCAAAAGAUCGGCCGCGACUUCCGCGACGGCGUGGGCGAUCUGACGGGGCUCAGCUCGCGCUCGCCUCCCACCAAUGCUGCUGAUGGCAAGAUGGCCUCCCUCAGCGCUAUGAUGCAGGCCAGCUCGACACCGCCCUUGAACAGUCUCUCUCCCGUCCAGCUGCAGUCGCAGCCAUCGCAGGAGCUGUCAGCCGAGGCGGUGGAACGUCUGCCUGCGGGCGCUGCACCCCUCGCCAUUCCUGCGCCGGGCAUUCUGGAGGAGCAGAAGCGAUCAGGACCGGGGAUGGGCACGCAGAUCGAUGCGCUGGCUCAAGGAUUCCAGGGCAGCUCGAUCAACGAUGUCUUGUCGAGCUCGCUGGAUGCUAGCAACAGCAACAGCAACGCAUAG